GGCUGGGAAUGGAGAAGGGAGGAGGGUCGGGGAAGCAGCACGGCAUGUGGUGGUCCCCUGCUGCCUCCUCCCUCCUUCCUCCCUCUCUUCUCUCUCUCCCAUGCACCACCCAGAGAGAGAGAGAAAGAGAGCGCUCUGAGCGGCAGGCGCCCCCGCCCCCUCCGGCGUUCUUGAAGCAGCCAUGGCUCAGGUUGCUUCUUCUUGACUCUGCCUGACCUUUUUUUUUCCCCUCUCUGAGGUUGGCUUUGAGCCUUCAGUAUUUGGUGCCAGUGGGAGGGAGGAAGAGGCAGGGGCGUCGCUCCCAGAGCAUCGUCUUCUAAUGGUAUGAGGAGGAGGAGUGGGGAGUAGAUGGGAGAAGGGCCUCUGCGCAUCCUAUCGAAAGGGAGGAGCCAUGCGAACGAUCUGCGACGUGUGCGAAGGCGCGCCGGCUAUCCUCUUCUGCGCCGCUGACGAGGCCGCCCUUUGCAGAGCUUGCGACGAAAAGGUUCACAUGUGCAACAAAUUGGCUGGCCGGCACGUAAGAGUUUCUAUUGCUACUCCUAAUGCUGUACCUCUAUGUGACAUUUGUGAAAAUGCCCCAGCAUUCUUCUAUUGUGAAAUAGAUGGAAGUUCACUCUGCUUGCAAUGUGACAUGAUUGUACAUGUUGGUGGUAAAAGAACCCACGAGAGAUACCUUGUCUUGAGGCAGAGGGUUGAGUUUCCAGGAGACCAACAAAAUCCUCUACAUGAUCAGGCCUUGCAGCCUACGGAGCUUUUAGAACCUAGGCGGGUGCAGAAUCAAAUGGCUCAACCAGCAACACCCAUACCAGUAGAAGGCCCCAAAGAAAGGAUUCAGAACAACCACUGGGCACCAACUAUUCCAGCCAAUGAUACUAAUCUUAUUGAGAAUGAGAAGCCAGAUUCAAAAAUGAUAGAUCUCAAUGCUAGACCACAUUGGGGACAAGCUUCAACAUCUGACCAGGGGCGCUGAGUCAUGUGGUUUUUUCCCGCAAUAUUGAAGAAUCUCAAGAACUGUUAAUCUGUUCAUAUCCUUGACAAAAGAUUUCUUUUCUAAAGGAUGUUGUUUCUGUUUCAGAAGGCAUAACAGGGACUGGUUGUCAAUUCUCAUGGCUUAGUCACGGUUCCAAGCAUAGCUGUUUUGAAUACCUAUUAGAUGUUUAGUUUACAUAUAUGCUUGCUGGUCCCCUUCAGUGUUUCCUCCUGGUUCUGUAAAAUUUCUGACAGUCUUGUAGGGCACUCAAUGUGUUCAACAUAUGGAACAUUGUGAGAGAACUGUAGUCUGUAUGAUAAUACAUUUCACGAAAUGGUUGUCCUUAGCUGGAAGGAACCAGACGAUGAUGGUGGGAUGCUUAUAAAAAGCAAUUUUAGAAAGUUUGCUUUUGAAGUA
Messenger RNA from Nymphaea colorata (pocket water lily), 1387 nucleotides. RefSeq names its product B-box zinc finger protein 18-like. Bases 392 to 970 code for a protein of 192 amino acids. The transcript has 4 exons. Gene Ontology annotation, molecular function: zinc ion binding. Gene Ontology annotation, cellular component: nucleus. Lineage: Eukaryota; Viridiplantae; Streptophyta; Magnoliopsida; Nymphaeales; Nymphaeaceae. The record is from RefSeq and is a predicted model, not a curated record. Gene Ontology annotation, biological process: photomorphogenesis; regulation of DNA-templated transcription.